This is a messenger RNA of Aegilops tauschii subsp. strangulata, 2027 nucleotides long. RefSeq names its product catalase-1. The record is from RefSeq and is a predicted model, not a curated record. Gene Ontology annotation, cellular component: peroxisome; plasma membrane; cytoplasm. Lineage: Eukaryota; Viridiplantae; Streptophyta; Magnoliopsida; Poales; Poaceae. Gene Ontology annotation, biological process: hydrogen peroxide catabolic process; response to hydrogen peroxide. Gene Ontology annotation, molecular function: catalase activity; heme binding.
UGCCCCGUUUUAUUCUGGCCGGGGAGCGCCGGGCGGGGCGCGUGUGGAUGAGGCGCGCGCGGCCCGUAUCCGCCCACCCGACCCCCGGAGCAGGGAGAGCACACGUACGCCCACGAUCGAAGGCCCAGAAGCGUCCGGCACGGGGACAAAUCUUUGUCGCCCUCUCGUUCCCGCUAUAAAGCAUCCGCGCCGCGCGGCGGGGCUCGCCUAGUCGUCAUUCUGCGCGCGCAUCGCCGGCCGUCCGCCCGUCGAUCGUUCCUCCGUUCGCCAUGGACCCCUACAAGUACCGGCCGUCGAGCUCCUUCAACGCCCCGAUGUGGAGCACCAACUCCGGCGCGCCCGUCUGGAACAACGACAACUCCCUCACCGUCGGAUCCCGAGGUCCCAUCCUGCUGGAGGACUACCACCUGGUGGAGAAGAUCGCCGACUUCGACCGCGAGCGCAUCCCGGAGCGGGUGGUGCACGCGCGUGGCGCCAGCGCCAAGGGCUUCUUCGAGGUGACCCACGACGUGUCCCACCUGACCUGCGCCGACUUCCUCCGCGCCCCCGGCGUGCAGACCCCCGUCAUCGUGCGCUUCUCCACCGUGAUCCACGAGCGCGGCUCCCCCGAGACGCUCCGCGACCCGCGCGGCUUCGCCAUCAAGUUCUACACCCGGGAGGGCAACUGGGACCUGGUCGGCAACAACUUCCCCGUCUUCUUCAUCCGCGACGGCAUGAAGUUCCCGGACAUGGUGCACGCGCUCAAGCCCAACCCCAAGACCCACAUCCAGGAGAACUGGCGCAUCCUCGACUUCUUCUCCCACCACCCGGAGUCGCUCCACAUGUUCACCUUCCUCUUCGACGACAUCGGCGUGCCCGCCGACUACCGCCACAUGGACGGCUCCGGCGUCAACACCUACACGCUCGUCAACCGCGCCGGCAAGGCGCACUACGUCAAGUUCCACUGGAAGCCCACCUGCGGCGUCAAGUCGCUCCUCGAGGAGGAGGCGGUCACGGUGGGCGGCACCAACCACAGCCACGCCACCAAGGACCUGACCGACUCCAUCGGCGCCGGCAACUACCCGGAGUGGACCUUCUACAUCCAGACCAUCGACCCGGACCACGAGGACCGCUUCGACUUUGACCCGCUGGACGUGACCAAGACGUGGCCCGAGGACGUGGUGCCGCUGCAGCCGGUGGGGCGGCUGGUGCUCAACCGCAACAUCGACAACUUCUUCGCGGAGAACGAGCAGCUGGCCUUCUGCCCCGGGAUCAUCGUCCCCGGGGUGUACUACUCGGACGACAAGCUGCUGCAGACGAGGAUCUUCUCCUACUCGGACACGCAGCGCCACCGCCUGGGGCCCAACUACCUGCUGCUGCCGGCCAAUGCGCCCAAGUGCUCCCACCACAACAACCACUACGACGGGCUCAUGAACUUCAUGCACCGCGACGAGGAGGUCGACUACUUCCCCUCCAGGUUCGACCCCGCCAAGCACGCGCCCCGCUACCCCAUCCCCUCGCGCACCCUCAACGGCCGCCGCGAGAAGAUGGUGAUCGAGAAGGAGAACAACUUCAAGCAGCCCGGGGAGAGGUACCGCUCCAUGGACCCGGCAAGGCAAGAGCGAUUCAUCAACAGAUGGAUCGAUGCGCUGUCCGACCCCCGCCUCACCCACGAGAUCAAGGCCAUCUGGCUCUCCUACUGGUCUCAGGCUGACAAGUCUCUCGGCCAGAAGCUCGCGAGCCGUCUCAGCUCGAAGCCGAGCAUGUAAGAUCAGUCCAUGGAGUGCGCAAAUCAGAAAUCUGCUUCCUCUUAUCGGCGAGGAUUACGUACCAAAUGCUGCAUCUAGCUACUUCAUUUUACUGAGCCUAUUUUGAAAAGAGGACAUACAUAUGAUUCUGCAACACGUUACGCGCAUUGUCGUCUGUCGUUCAUGUAAUAAUUUGUACAAGAGCCUGUUUCUCCUGAUACUUCAUGAUUAUUGUAAAGUGAAUGCAUCUUGAUUAAUGAACCAAAUUAAGAAUAAGUUGAAGAGUAAGUAUGUCAAUAA